Messenger RNA from Eutrema salsugineum, 2197 nucleotides. RefSeq names its product pentatricopeptide repeat-containing protein At1g59720, chloroplastic/mitochondrial. The transcript has a single exon. Gene Ontology annotation, biological process: RNA modification. The record is from RefSeq and is a predicted model, not a curated record. The coding region runs from base 29 to 1882 and encodes 617 amino acids. Lineage: Eukaryota; Viridiplantae; Streptophyta; Magnoliopsida; Brassicales; Brassicaceae. Gene Ontology annotation, molecular function: RNA binding; protein binding; zinc ion binding.
ACUCCAGCAAGGAACUUAUCAUCCAUAAAUGUCUAUCAAACUUCUGCUCCACCCAUUGUCUCCUCAUGUCCCACCUGCAACUCCCACCACCACCGGAUCUCCCUCAUUCUCUGCCGCCGGUAACCAUCACCGCCACAUUCUCUCCUUAUCCGCAACAUGCACAACCAUAUCCCAGCUCAAGCAACUCCACGCCUUCACUCUCCGCACGACUCUCCCAGACGAAACCGCCACCCUCUUUCUCUACGGCAGAAUCCUCCAUCUCUCUUCCUCCUUCUCCGACGUCAAUUACGCCUUCCGGAUCUUCGAUUCGAUCCAACAAGAAAACCAUAGCUCCUUCAUGUGGAACACGCUCAUCAGAGCAUGCGCACAUGACGUUUCGAGGAAAGAAGAAGCGUUUCUUCUUUACCGGAAAAUGUUGGAGAGAGGAAAAUCAACGCCGGAUAAACACACUUUUCCAUUUGUCUUGAAAGCUUUAGCUUAUGUGUUCGGAUUAUCCGAAGGGAAACAGGUUCAUUGUCAGAUUUUGAAACACGGGCUUAGUGGAGAUGUGUAUGUGAACAACGGUUUGAUUCAUUUGUAUGGAUCUUGUGGAUGUUUGGAUUUAGCACGGAAUGUCUUCGAUGAAAUGCCUGAGAGAAGUCUCGUUUCUUGGAAUUCGAUGAUUGAUGCUCUGGUUCGUAUCGGAGAGUUUGAUUCAGCGUUAGAGAUGUUUAGACAGAUGCAAAAAUCUUUCGAACCAGAUGGUUAUACGAUGCAGAGUGUUUUAAGUGCUUGUGCUGGUCUUGGAUCUUUGUCACUAGGUACUUGGGCACACGCGUUUCUCUUGCGAAAAUGCGAUGUUGCUAAUGCCAUGGAUGUUCUGAUCAAGAACUCAUUCAUCGAAAUGUAUUGUAAAUGCGGAUCCUUGAGAAUGGCAGAGCAGGUGUUUCAGGGGAUGCAAAAACGUGACUUAGCUUCAUGGAACGCGAUGAUUCUAGGGUUUGCUACACACGGAAGAGCAGAGGAAGCUUUUGAUUGCUUCGAGUGUAUGAAUGUUAAACCGAACUCAGUCACGUUUGUUGCUCUCCUCAUCGCUUGCAACCACCGAGGCAUGGUGAACAAAGGGCGCGAGUAUUUUGAGAUGAUGGUCAGAGAUUACGGCAUUGAACCUGCGUUGGAGCAUUACGGUUGCAUCAUCGAUCUUGUUGCUCGUGCAGGCUACAUUACAGAAGCUAUUGAUAUGGUGAUGAGCAUGGCGAUGAAACCAGAUGUAGUGAUUUGGAGAAGUCUUCUUGAUGCUUGUUGCAGAAAAAGUGCUAGUGUGGAGCUAAGUGAAGAAAUUGCUAGACGUGUGAUUGAAACAAAGGAAGAUAACCAAAGCUCAAGUGGUGCUUAUGUUCUGUUGUCUAGGGUUUAUGCAUCAGCUAGUCGUUGGAACGAUGUUGGAACUGUGAGAAAACUAAUGACUGAACAUGGAAUCAGGAAAGAGCCCGGAUGCAGCUCCAUUGAAGUAAAUGGAAUUUCACAUGAGUUUUUCGCAGGAGACACAUCGCAUCCUCAGACUAAGGAGAUAUACCAACAGUUGAAAGUGAUUGAAGACAAGCUAAGAUCAAUUGGUUAUUCACCGGAUCGCUCUCAAGCACCUUUAGUGGAUGCAACUGAUGAUGGUAGCAAAGAGUAUUCACUUAGGCUCCACAGUGAGAGACUUGCUAUUGCGUUUGGUAUGAUAAACUUGCCACCUCAGACUCCGAUCCGUGUAUUCAAGAAUCUACGCGUCUGCAGCGAUUGCCACGAGGUUACUAAACUGAUCUCAAAAGUAUUCAACACUGAGAUCAUCGUGAGAGAUCGUGUUCGGUUCCAUCACUUCAAAGACGGAUCCUGUUCUUGUUCAGACUAUUGGUAGCAAAAACUAGCCGCAGAGAGCAAUUGAAAACAAGAUUGAGAGUAUUUUUCAUAAGUUUGGCAAUCAAGCAGCAUCUCUAAAACAAUCAGUUUCUUAUAGCUGAGCUAACAACAAAUCAUUUGCAGCCAUAGCCUUCAAACAUAUACAUCUCUCACUUGAUGAACUCUUCUGCUACUGUUACAUGGAAGAAAAACAUAGUAACAAGCUUCAGUAUCAGUGUCAAAGGAAUGAUUUUUUUGGAUUUAGGACAGAAAGAAACUAACUUUUCGAUGAGGUCGGGACUAAGACGACGGUCAUGUCGGCAUUGUUCGGCGG